AAUGACAUAGACAUGAACAACAACGGCGGCAAGAGGGAGCACGAAGGCUCAUAGGCGGGUACGAUGAUUCGCCGAUCGAUCCGCGAGGAGAGAUUAUCUCCGGGGUUCGACGAGGCCGAAGGGGAGGAAGGGAGAAGCAGCGAGGUGAGAAGGAACGGAGAGGAAAUGGGUCCGAAGAAGCGAUGCAAACAGCAACGGCCGAGCAGGCGAGGCGUCGGCGGUUGUUUGUCAAUGGGAGGACAAGGGGAGGCGCGAGGGGUGAGGCCAGAAAAGUGUUUCGUCAGUCUCGGUGGGUGCAGUGAUGGAGUGAGAUGCGAGGCAAGUUGCUCCAAUGGAGCAAUCAAACGACGAAUAGCGUCUCCGGUGAGGCAUCCGACGACAGUCCAAGCGAAGAAGGGUGGUGCGAUGGGGCUAUUUGCGAUCGGUGGUGACAGGGUAAAAAGGAUUCUUCGUUUGGUGUUUGACAAGUAAAGAAGAAGGAAUCAGUGGGUUUUUGUGGUUGCUUCAUUUGACAGGAAAAAGAAUGAGGGGGAUGAGGAGGGAUGUACAGCCGCGUGUCCUUCUUCUUUGGCUGAAGAUCCAUAAACGGGAAGGAAAAAUAAGAUAUCAUUUUUUUUGGAUAGAUUUCAAUGUACUUUUAUUU
This is a messenger RNA of Lactuca sativa (garden lettuce), 643 nucleotides long. NCBI's taxonomy places the organism in Eukaryota, Viridiplantae, Streptophyta, Magnoliopsida, Asterales, Asteraceae. The record is from RefSeq and is a predicted model, not a curated record.